AUUUUCAGACAGUCAAAUACGGUCCCCCGGCUUUCGACGUGCUUCAGUUCAUCAUGACCAACGCCAGGCGAUCUGUGCGUAAACAUCACGAAUCUGACCUGCUGCAGCAUUACUACGAUUACUUCAGCAAGCUGCUGACUCGGCAGGGAUUCCAACCGGCUGAAAUAUUAAGUGAAAGGGAGUUUGCUGAUGCCUGCAACAUAUUCAGGAUCCCAGCUAAGAUCCAAGCAGUUGUGGACCGUAGUAUAACACUUAUACCAGACGAGGUGUAUCUGGAGGCAAGCAAGUCUGAAGGAGCCUUCUCAAAAUUCAUUUUCGAAGAGCGCAGUAGAUAUAUGGCAGAAGCAUUUGAUAGUUGUCCUAUGUAUAGGGAUAUUAUGAUAGAAGAUAUAGUUGAGCUUAAUGAAAUGUUAAUGGAGUAAGGGAUGGAAUUUUAAGUCGUCACGUAAUAGAUAGAUGUUAAGAAAAAUAUGAUUAUUAGAAAUAAAGCUCUAUUUUCAAUCCAAUUAAUAUACUGGAACACCCAGCAAUAAUGAUUUUAUUUCAACAAUUUUGUACGUUACCUAGGGCUAGGUGAGUAGUUAAUCAAUAUUUCAGAAAAAUCCAACCGUUGAAAGUUAUGUGAAAAAAAUACGUUGUUAGGCCUCCAUAAACACGUCUGAGUAUACUCCUGAUCAGAAAUCAAUCAAAUUAAUAAUUAGGUUUAGAUUUCAACAAACUCCUCAAUAAUCUUCCAUUAUCACAUGUUUUUGCUGCUGUACCUGGUCCGCAUACCGUGCUUCAAGGUAAAUAGAAAUGGUUCUGAGUUACAAAUAUUUUAUCUGGUUCAGACAAAUGUAUAUGUUGCCUUUGCUUUAUGCAAUUUUA
This is a messenger RNA of Acanthoscelides obtectus, 867 nucleotides long. Lineage: Eukaryota; Metazoa; Arthropoda; Insecta; Coleoptera; Chrysomelidae. The record is from the annotation of a GenBank genome assembly.